Messenger RNA from Corythoichthys intestinalis (scribbled pipefish), 3801 nucleotides. RefSeq names its product RNA binding motif protein 15B (gene rbm15b). Gene Ontology annotation, molecular function: mRNA binding. Gene Ontology annotation, biological process: regulation of alternative mRNA splicing, via spliceosome. Gene Ontology annotation, cellular component: nucleus. The transcript has a single exon. The record is from RefSeq and is a predicted model, not a curated record. The coding region runs from base 264 to 2531 and encodes 755 amino acids. Lineage: Eukaryota; Metazoa; Chordata; Actinopteri; Syngnathiformes; Syngnathidae.
CAGCUCAAGCGUGAUGACAUAACGACGUACGGCGGGCGCCGACUCCGCCCCCGAGCAGAGAGCGCACAUUCCUAUUGUCCAAGAUGGCGUCGUGGUAGCUCCUCGCCCGUCGCUGACGGACGGACAUGUUUUCCUUUUCCAGCCGCUUUUGGCUUCUCCGUCCAGGGCGCCGCGGGCCGGAAGUGGCACUUUAGCGGAGCCGAGGAUUACCGGAGCGCGCUCGCUCGUCUUUCUUCUUGUCGUUGACGUCGUCCGGGGCCGACAUGAAGCGGCAGGCCGCCAGGGAGAGCUCCCCUCCGCCUCCACCGAGGGCGGCCGCCAAGCGCCUACGGGAGCGGGACCGGGAUCGCGAGCGAGAGCGGGAGAGCGUCCGCCGGGACGAGUUGGCACCGCCGCUGGCGCUGCUGCUGGCCGACGGCCGUGGACAUCGGCGGAGGAGCCGCAGCCGGGAGAGGGAACGGGAGCGGGAGAAGGCGGCCGUCUCGGCGGCGGCGGUGGCAGCCGGGCUGCGGGCCCCCGCCGCCGCCGGCCUGCGGGCCCCAGCCAGGGACUACAAGACGCUGCUCAUCAGCAACGUGGGCCCGCAGGUCCCCGACGACGACCUGGAGGACGCCCUGUUCCACGAAUUCAAGAGGUUUGGCGACGUGAGCGUCAAGCUGUCGCACACACCAGAGAUGGGCCGCAUCGCCUACGUCAACUUCCGACACGCGGAGGAUGCCAAGGAGGCGCGCCGCGCCAAAAGUACGUCGCGACUGCUGCUGGCCGAGCGGCCCCUCAAGAUCGAGCCGGUGUAUGUGCGGCGGAGGAGCGUCACCCCGCCGGACCCGGGUUACCUUGCCGCCGCGCAGGCGCACUACCCGCCCUACCGCCAGAGGUCACUGUCGCCGCCUGCACCCUCACUAAGCUUGCGGGAGUUGCGCGCCCGCCACUACGCGCUGGAGAGCCUGAGCCGCGAGCGCCUCUUGGACUAUUACGGCAUGCUGGACGAGCGCGGGCGCCCCUACGGUCUUGCGCCCACCCCGCCCCUGCUCCCACCGCCACCGCCUGACGACCUCAAACCCGAGGAUGACCAGCGCGCCACCAGCAAUCUCUUUAUUGGCAACCUGGACGGCGGUGUGACCGAGGUUGAGCUGAGGCGCGGUUUUGAAAAGUACGGCACUAUCGAGGACGUGGUCAUCAAGAGGCCGGCACGGGGCCAGGGCGGCGCCUACGCUUUUGUCAAGUUCCAGAACUUGGACAUGGCCCACCGCGCCAAGGUGGCCAUGCAGGGCCGGCUGGUGGGCGGCCACCCCGUCAAGAUCGGCUACGGCAAGGCCAACCCCACCACGCGACUUUGGGUGGGUGGCCUCGGCCCCACCAACUCGCUGCCCGCCCUCGCCCGCGAGUUCGAUCGCUUUGGCAGCAUCCGCAACAUCGACUACGUCAAAGGUGACAGCUUCGCCUAUGUGCAGUACGAGAGCUUGGACGCGGCGCAGGCGGCCUGCACGCAGAUGAGGGGCUUCCAUCUGGGCGGGGCCGAGCGCCGCCUACGCGUGGACUUUGCCAAGGUGGAGGAGAGCGCCGGCCGCCCUUUCACGCUGGCGCAGCCGCCGCCACCACCACACUACGAGUCGCCGGGCGAGGCCUACGGACGCCGCCGAGCCAGCCUAGAGCGCCGCGCGUCCCCGUCCUUUGCCCCCAGCCCCCCGCGGGGGGUUCAGGAGAGGAGGUCUGCGGCUGCCGCCGAGGCCUUCGGAAGGCGGGGGCGCAGCCGCAGUCGCGAGCGUUGGCCAAAGGAGCGUGAGGAGAAGCGAGCCCGCAGGGGGCGCAGCCGCAGCCUGUCAGCCGAGCGGGAGAAGGCACGGGGGCGGCCUCGCGCAUCGCCCGAGCUCAGCGUGCGGGCGCCUGACUCCACUACCGAGCCGCGGGAUCACACUCCCGAUGCCAGAGAGGCCGAGUCGCCGCCUGCCCGCCAGCGCAAGCCUGCCGAGAGCCACCGUCGCGGGGGCGAGGCGGCUGUCCGGGCCUCGCCGCCCCCGCCCCCUGCCGGCGGCUCGCUGUCAGAGUUCGCGGCAGCUGCGCUGCCUAAAUCUUGGCGCGGCGUCUUCGCGCUGAAGAACAGCAGCUUCCCGGCCCAGCUCUACCUGCUGGAGGGGGGCGCCCCUUUCUUUGGUGCCAUCAUGCGGCGCAACGGUGAGCCACUGAAGAUCGCGCAGCGCCUGCGCAUGGACCAGAGCCGUCUGGACGAGGUGGCACGCCGCAUCAAGGCGGGGCGACCUGACGCCUUCGCCGUGCUGCUGGCCCUGCAGGGGCCGGCGACGGCCCCGCGUCCGGCCGCCCCCGAAGGGGGCCCGCAGGUGCGCCUGCUGCGCCACCUAGUGGCCUACCUACGCAACAAGGAGGCAGCCGGCGUGGUCAGCCUGCCGGGCGCCAUGUUGUACGCCUUCCCGCCCGGUGACUUCUCCCUGCGCUUCCUGCAGGCAGCCAAAAAAGCGGCCACACGUCUGGACGAGGAGCACAUGGUGGUGGUGGUGGUCAACGACACCAAUUGAACCAGGCGCCAGCUCCUCUGGGACUUUCACACUACAAAAAUGGCGAUGAACUUUUCCUACUUGUUUUUGCUUUCGGGCCAAAAUGUCCUUUCCCUUUUCAAAUGCUCUUUUUAUGUCUUUUAAAGGUCCUUGUCUGGUUGAAAAGAAAUGUGAACUCUUUAUGCCGGCUUCCCUCUCUUUUUUUCACCACACACACAAAGUUGCAUGCAAAUUGACAGCUCAUUGAUUAGCAAUACAAUCGCUCAGAGGCACAAAUUUUCUCUAUCAAAUAAAAUAAAAUUAUCAUUGCACGUGUCCCAGGUGCACAUACAGCAAAUAUGCUUUCAGGCGCAGCCAACAUCUGGUUUGUCUUUGGGAAAUGACAUUUUCAGACUCAAAACUGAACGAAAGUGUGCCCCCCCCCCCCACACACACACACACUGGGAAGAAAAAAGUGUCCCUUUUUAGGAGACAAAAACAUUUUCUGCCCCAAUACAUACACAGUUGUCUAUCCUAGUAGUAAAAUGUUUUCCUGUAUUUACAUUUUUUAACAGCCCUCCCUUGGUGGUCAUUCUAACCCUUUAUAUGACGAGUGUUUUGGCUGUGAAUGGUCAUAUUCUAGUGCUGUUGACGACGAUAGGCGUCCAAUCUAUUUUGACUGGCAGGUGCAAAUAAACCAACGUUCAUCGCCCCUCCCAGUCAGAAUGGACGUCUAGUGCCGUCAAUGGAAGCCAGUGAGUGCUCCAUAAAGGGUUAAGGAGCUCACUAGUAAAAUUCUUCUGGUGUAACUUAAUAUUUAAAAGUGUCCAUGCCCUGCGCCCCUAUUUUGAAAACCACAGGUUCAGUUUUUACGUGAUAAAUUGCAGUCUCAUUAUUCCGGAAGUUGGAACAUUUAAUGUGGUUCAAUCUUUUAAAUUUGAAUAAGUUUCACAUACCACCAAGUGUCACAUUGUGAUGUGAUAUACAUUCUAAAUUUCUAACCUUUAACCUCCUAAUCAAAAUGAGACUCAUUAUAUUGAUAGUUUUUGGAGAGUUAUUUUGUAAUGUCCAAGCUGAACCUGCUUUUCGUUCCUUUUGGAUUUUCAUCAGCCAGAAGUCACAGUCCCCUUCCCAAAACGCUGAGCAAGCGCUACAACACACAGGUCCUCUAACAUAUUGUCAUAUCCAUCUGAUGAGUAGCUAUGUAACAAUUUGAAGAGUUUUUUUUUUUUUUUUUUUAAUGUCGAAAAAAUAAGAGCUUUUACAGUUUGUUCCGUUUUUACUUUAAAAUGACUUUUUAAAUUUCAAUGUU